AUGGCCCUCUCCACCCCUCCGCCGCCCCCUGACCCUUCCUCCACCACCACAACUCGGCCACCCUUCCCUGACCCCAGGCCCCCUAAUUCCCAUCCCCUUCCCUUUUAUCCACCCCCGAUCCCGCGCAGUUUCUCUACCCCGUUGUCUCCUCCGGACUCGGCUUCGUUCCGGGACCGGGACCUCCCUCGAGACCGCCGUGCGUGUUCCCCCACCCAGAACCAGUUACCUGUUGUCGCCUCCGGACUCGGCUUCGGUCCGGGACCGGGACCUCCCUCGAGACCGCCAGUCGUGUGCCCCCACCCAGAACCAGUUCAGUUGCAGGAAAGACCAGGUUAUUCCGGACCGAUUCAUUUGCUUGCAUCCGGACCUUCUUCUGCUGCUAAUGUUGGUGGUGGAGUCAUGCCUGGUGUGUUUAAAGGAAUUCCAGUCUCAUCUUUUCACCGUCCAAAGGUCAGUUCUUCUUCAACUUCAAUCUCUGACAGUAACGGCCACAAAAACUUACGGGAUAGAAGUAGGGAUAAUACUUUACCAGUUGUUAGAGAAAGGAAGGUCAAAGCAUCUGAUAGUGCUUCUCUUUACACCCUUUGUAGGUCAUGGUUGAGGAAUGGUUUUCCUGAAGAAAUUCAGCCUCACCACUUGGAUACUGUAAAGUCUCUUCCCAGACCUUUGCCUUUAACUCUGCUAGAUUCAGAUUCAACUGAGAAAAGGGAAGAUAAAGAAGAGGAAAAUGAGGAUGAGGGAUCUGUUGAGCAUUUAUCUUCAAAUGAGCUUUUGAAAAGACAUGUCAAGCAUUCUAAAAGAGUUCGGUCACGAUUAAGAGAAGAAAGGCUCCAACGAAUUACGAGAUACAAAACCAGACUCGCUCUUCUCUUACCCACGGUGGUCGAGCAAACACUUCAAAAAUGA
Molecule: messenger RNA, 906 nt
Organism: Fraxinus pennsylvanica
Lineage: Eukaryota; Viridiplantae; Streptophyta; Magnoliopsida; Lamiales; Oleaceae
Source: the annotation of a GenBank genome assembly